This is a messenger RNA of Blepharisma stoltei, 1191 nucleotides long. NCBI's taxonomy places the organism in Eukaryota, Ciliophora, Heterotrichea, Heterotrichida, Blepharismidae. The record is from the annotation of a GenBank genome assembly.
AUGGAGCCCAACCAUUCUGAUAUUAUUGAUGAAAUUCCUGAAAUUCUAAUAACAAACUCUAGCCAAUGCUUAAUCUGUUACGAAAUAAAGCCAAUGGCUGAGUCUACAAAGAUGCCAAAUUGUAAGCAUGAGUUUUGCAAUUCAUGCCUACAAAAUUAUAUAUGCUCCAAAGUCCAAGAAGGAAAGCUUUAUCCUCUCAGUUGCCCAGACUAUACAUGUGAAGUCCACGACCAGCCAGGCCUAGCAGAUCUAUUUCUAGACCCAGUAUCCUUAGAAAAGUUCUAUUCUUUCCGAAAUAAAAACUAUUUGCAAAAGCAACCUAAUCUUCGAUGGUGCCCCAAGCCAAACUGCCAAGGCUAUGAUCUUAUAACUGAAGAAAAUUCCCAUUUAACCUGCAACACCUGUGGGUCAAAAUUCUGCGGAAAAUGCCACAAUGAAUGGCACCAAGGCCAAUCUUGCAAGGUGGAUAAUGUUUUACAUAAGUAUACUAAAAAAAGAGGAAUAAAGCCUUGCCCUAAUUGCAGGAAUUAUGUGGAAAAAUCAUCAGGCUGCCCAAGUGUGACGUGCACAUGUGGAACAAGAUUUUGCAUAAAAUGCGGAAAAUUGAUUAAUGCAGACCAUAAGACUUUUCAAUGUAUGAUAGGUGGAAGCUAUUUUAUAGUCUCAGAGGAAAAAUAGGACAGUCAAAUCCCUUUUGGUAUGCGAAAAUAGCUUAAAAUUGUGUGUAUGGUAGUCUUAAUUUUUUACCCAUAAUAUAAUUCUUCAUGAACAUUUAUUUUUCUAUUGAUCGCUAUGUGGAUUUUAUUCCCUUUUCAGCUGGGAUUACUAGUUAUUUAUUUUUUUGAAGACUGAGGAUUAAACGAAACAAGCCAAUUUGCUGAGCAUAUACAAUAUUUUAAAGCUCUGUAUUACCCAAUAUUAUUACUGCUAUCUCCUGUUAUAACAGUUUUAACGAUACUUAUAGGAGGCUGCUUGUGGGGAAUCCUAGUAUUUAAUAGUCUGAUUAAAAGAAUGGAGGUUUAUAAGAGAUAUAAACAAAUAGUAAAUUCUCUGAUAUUUUUGAAAUGCAUUGUCUUGACCCCUGUAUUUAUAGCUUUAGGGGUUUCUGGGUACUUGUUAAUAAAUCUGUGUUUGCCAUUUGCAGGACUUGGCUUACUGGUAUUGAGAUUUGUAAAAAAAACUGAAAAAUAA